CAACAGUCCCUUGGGGGAAGGUACUACAGGCAUUAGCUCCAUUUUAUAGAUGAGGAAACUGAUAUUGAGAUUGCUCGAAGUCAUGAAUCUUAUCUUGUGGUCAAAAUCUCCAUAGACACAUGUCUUUUGCAAGACCUGCCCCUUCUAUUGCUUUAUCUAAUAUCAGAACUGCAAAAUCAACCUUUGUCUUCAAAACAAAAGGAGCACUAUUGAUGCUCAGUCCUUACAAAGAAAGGUGUGUAUAGUAUGUUAGGAACUGUAGACUCUGCAAACUCUAGGGCUGUGAAUGGUUGGGUGGCACAGGGGGAAUAGAUUUGAGAUCUGUGAGCAGGGCCAGGUUAUGUUAGAGAAAAUAACCUCAGGGGUUUUUCAUAUUGUAAAGGAGCCCUGAGGGACAGAGAGGACUUUGACUUCAUGAAGACCCCUGUAGGAAUCCAGACUUAAGAGAAGGCCAACAAAGCCCCUUAUUCUUUACAGUCUUUCCACCUUCCUAAGGCAUUGGCCAUUUACAUUCUGCUUACUGGGUCCUAUUAAAGGGAACCCCUUUGCCAGUCCCCUAGGGACCUUCAAAGGACCACUGACAGGUAGGAAACAAGAAAGAGGGUCUUAUGUUUUGGAAAGGAUAAAAGCAGCUUCUGCUGGAGGCAGGGGAAUAGAUUGCAUGACCUCUCAAGGUCCCUUCAGUUCAAGGAUUCUCUGUCAUUCUCUGGCAAAACUAGAGGGGGGAAAAGGGCCAGGGGAAACCUCCAUGCUGCCAUGGUAACACGCCGCUGUCUUCCCUCUUCUUGCGUGGGGGCGGGGCGCUGGAGGUAUUCGGCUUAUUAGUGGUGGUGUAGAAUGAGUGACAGGGGCCCCCAGCCAAUGGGCGACGCUUAUAGCGUGACGCGCGACGGGAAGAGGGGCUGGUUGUGGCGGUGGUGGCGGUGGCGGCGGCGGCGGCAGGAGCAGCAGCAGCAGCAGCAGCAGCAACAGCAAAAGCGGCAGCAGCGGCGGCAGCGGCGGCAGCGGCGGCAGCAAUAGCAAUAGCAUUAGCAGUAGCUUAGGCAGCAGUGGCGGCGGCGGCGGCAUUGGCAUUCGCUAAGCGGUAGCAGCAGCGACGACCUGCGGGGGAACUAAGCCGCGGCCUGGGCAGCGUGCUGAGACCCUCGGGGCCACCCUCCCGCCGGGAUGCCCGGGGAACAGAUGGACCCUCCUGAGAGUCAGGUGGAUUCAGAUUUCUCUCAGCAAGGGACACCUUGCCUGAUCAUCGAAGACUCCCAGCCUGAAGAAAGCCAGGCUCAGGACGAUGAUUCUGUUUCUCACUUUAGCAUGCUAUCCAGACACCUUCCCAAUUUACAGACCCACAAAGAGAGCCCUGGACCAGAUGUUGUGUCAGACCCUGAACAAACAGCUGGAGAAGAAAAAGGAGACAGUAACAAUGAAUUCUUGGAACACUUGAAAGAAAGCAAGUCUGCAGAUUCUUCUUCUUUGGACACAGGAAGUACUAGAAGUCAAAUCAUUGAACUAUUGCCUCAGCCCAAUAGGGAAAGCAGCAUCCUUGGAAUAACAGCGGUGACUGAUUCUACUGCAGAGGAAGAGGAGAAGGAAGAAGAUUCUGUAGACUGUACUACACAUUCAGUUGGUGCCGAAGAUACUGGUUCAUCACAGUUGGGCUUUGGGGCUCUGGAACUCUCACAGAGUCAGGAUGUUGAGGAGCAUACUAUACCAUAUGAAGAAGACAAAGAACAACAGUUGCAACCAGUUACCAAGGAUUCUAGUCCUUUCAACCCUGCUAAUGUAAAUGCUAAUAUUGGACUUCAAGAAGAUAAACACGAAGAUCAGCCCAUUGAAGAUAUACAAGUGGCAAUUCAACAAGAUACAGAGUCUGAGAGGUCAGAGAAUAUGCCUUCUAUUUCACAAAUACCUCUUACUGACAUGGAAGCCAAGAUCCAACUUUCUGCCCAGGAGCUGCUGGAAGGUGAAUUGCAAGUUCAGAAAUCACCCGAGGCUGAGAUUUUGUCAACUCAGGAAGACAUGUUUGACCAGAGUAAUAGAACAGCUCCUGAUAAUUGCUCUACUCCAAGGGUGGAAGAUGGGUAUUCUCUGACUUCCACACCAGCUACCACUUUGAAACUUCUGCAUCUCUCUGGCCAAGGUUCUGUUAUGCAGGAGAGCACCACGACGAGUUCACUGGAUCUUGUUGCUCCUUCACCAGAUGCUUUCCAACCCACUCCUUUUAUUGUCCCAAGCAGUCCAACUGAGCAAGAAGAGGUAAAAGAUGAACCGAUGGACAUGUCAGUUAUGCCUGAAGAGGAAGGAGACAUUCUAAAGAACUCCCUGGAAGAAGAAGCAAUGGAGAUAGAAAAUCCUCCAUCUGAACCAAUAGUGAUCCCUCAAGCCUCAACACCAGUAUCACAGAGCACACCCCUCUUCACCUCUGAGCCACUUCCUGUCCCAUCGCAGCCUGAAUUUUCUCAUGACAUUUUUAUUCCAUCUCCAAGUUUGGAGCAGGGACCAAAUGAAGAAAAGAAUACUGAAGAUAGAUGCAAUUCCUCUUUCUUAAUGGAGUGUUCUAAGCCCUCACAAUUAGAGGAAAAGAAUCCCUCUGAGGAUCUUGGACAGUCACUGACAGGAGAAUCUUGUAAAUUGAUGCUUUCUGCAAGUGAUUGUAGUCAGUCUACAAAGAUGGAGAGUUUGAACUCCCAGCAAAUUGAUGAAGAUAGUAAAAACAUACAGAUUGAAGAUACUGAACCUAUAUCUCAAAUUCUGGAGCCUAAACUUUGUUCCAUAGAAAAUUCAGGUAUGCCAGUGAGCCCAACAAAAGACAGUCAAGAAGAGCUGGAUGAAAACUUAAACAAGGCAGAAGAUGACACAAAAACUACAAAUGAAAUUACCAUAUCAGCCAGUGAAUGCAAAACUAGAGAAGAGAUGGAGCAUGUUUGUGUCCAUUUCACUUGUGAUUCAGGAAGCCAGGUACUUCUUUCUGAGACUCUUUCAUCUGAGACUCUUCCAUCUGAGGCUCUUCCAUCUGAAGGUCUUCCAUCUGAGCCUCACUUAAACACAUUAGAUCAGGAGGUCUCUAUGGAGGUCAAAGAAUAUCCUACAGAGGAGAGGUCUUCAGUAUCUGAGGUUGAAGAAAUUCCUGAAACCCCUUGUGAAAGUCAGGAGGAGCAGAAAGAAGAGAAAGAAAACAGGGACAGUAGCCCACUUCAUCUCUGUUUGACUCAGACUCAAUCACCAGGAUUAUGCCUUCAAGAAAAAACUGUAGAUCAAGAGUGCCAAGAGGCUAUGGAAGUUAAUACCAGUGUUAGUGGCAGUGAUUCUCCCAAAAAACUGCAAAUAGAUGAUGAAGAAUUAGAACAGAAGGAUCAAGAGGCUUGGGAGGCCACCUCAGAAGGCUGUGGUGUCAUCAUAGAAGAGAGAGUCACAAAAGAUGAGUCCCCAUCUGAUUCCUCUCAGCCUUUUGUGGGAGAAGAGGGACACAAAGAUACCCAUUCUUAUGAGGAUGUUGAUCCAAAGAUAGAAUCAUGUGCUAAGAACAGUCUAAAUGCUAAGGGAGAGAAGAGCCAAGAAUCUGAAGGAGAUCUGAAAUCACUGGCUGAAGAGGAGAACCUUCAACAGUCUCUAAUUUCUACAGAAAGAGUUGAUGAUGUACUGAGAACUGAACAAGAAGAGCAGCAGCCACAGUCUCUAGAGAAAGCAGACAGCUUGUUAAUAAAACAUUCACAAGUAGAUACUGUAGAGGAAUUUGGAAGUGAAGUAAAGGCCCAGCAGCUUGGGCAAGCAGCUGACCACAGUCCACAGAGUCCCUGUGAAAGCUCCAUUGAAACCCCAUUUCAUUUUACUUUGCCUAAGGAAGAUGAUGUUAUCCCACCUUUGACCAGUACAACUCCACCUUUAAUUGGACAUCUAAAAUUAGGACCAAGGAGACACAGUACACCUAUUGUUGUGGACAGCUAUUCAGAGAGCCCCAUAGCAACCAGUGAUGUUAUGGCUGAAAGUUCUGUGGGGUCCAGUGAUGUUACUGUUGAGAGUGAAAAGGGAGAUUCCAGAGCUGUACCAGAUGAAAAACUGAGUCUGAGAAUGAAACUGGUUAGCCCUGAGACUGAGGCCAGUGAAGAGUCCUUGCAAUUUAGUUUGGAAAAGCCUGUAAGUGGUGAAAGGAAAAAUGGAUCCACUGCUGUUGCUGAUUCUGUUGCCAGUUCUCAGAAGACAGUGUCUGUGUUUAGCCAUGUCUGUGAGGUCCAGCAGGAUGAUGAAGUCAAAGGCCGUGAUCUCCCAUCAGAUCUCAUCAGGGGAGAUUUAUUUAAUUUCCCAAGCACUCAAGAAGUAGAAGAUGAAAAAAUGGAGGAAGACCCUAGCCCCUGGCCCUGUCAAGAACAACCUGUCAAGGACACUUCUCAUAUUGAGGCCUCUGUUUCCCCAGCCACACAACAGACAGUCACACAAGUGUCAUCCAGUCCAAAAGGAAAUACUGAGAUGGAUGUGGCAGGAGAUCAAGAAGAAGAAUCAAAAAUCAGUCAGGACAAACACAGUAAAGUCUUAACUACAAGCCCAGGAACUAAAGGGGAAAAUAUUAGGCCCAAUACAAAUAAUAAAGAAGUUCAGACAACAGAAUAUUCCCUUUGGACCCCAACUGUUGUUUCAGUAGCAACACAAACCAUGAAAGGAGUGUGUGAACAGGUAGAAGUGGGAACCAGCAUGGCUGACCAGAACCUUGGGAGGCAAGACGCUAAGGUACAGACUGAAAGGAGAAGUGCUGAGAAACCAACAAAUAUCUCAGGAGAUGAUACUGACUCUUUGCAUAGCCAGGGAGAAGAAGAAUUUGACUUGCCUCAGCCUCCACCCGGCCAGGUCUUACAUCGCCACAUGCGAACUAUCCGUGAAGUACGCACACUAAUUACACGUGUUAUCACUGAUGUAUAUUAUGUAGAUGGUACAGAAGUGGAUCGAAAGGUGACUGAGGAGGCUGAAGAACCAGUGGUAGAGUGUCAGGAAUGUGAGACUGAAGUAUCUCCAUCACAAACUGGUGGCUCCUCAGGAGACCUAGGGGAUAUCAGUUCUUUUUCCUCCAAGGCAUCCAGCUUGAACCGAAUGUCAAGUGGAGCAAGCAGUGGUCUCUCAGCUGCACAUAGCAGUAGCAGCUCAGGGAAGGGGGCUGGACUCCUCAAAGGGAAAACAAGUGGGCCAGAACCUGCGGAUUUUGCCUUACCCAGCACACGAGGAGGCCCAGGAAAACUGAGUCCUAGAAAAGGGGUCACUCAGAUAGGGGCACCUGUGUGUGAAGAGGAUGGUGAUCAAGGCCUUGGCAUCAGACAGGGAGGAAAAACUCCAGUUACACCUCGUGGCAGAGGACGAAGGGGCCGUCCACCUUCUCGGACAACGGGAACCAGAGAAACAGCUUUGCCUAGCCCUGUUGGUGUGGAGGAUAUCUCAACAAGCGUCUCACCAGAUGAUAAACCCUUCACCCGUAUUGUACCCCGUACGCCAGAUGCCAACAAACGAGCAGAUGGCAGUACUGCAAUCUUACGUCGUAGUGACUCACCAGAGAUACCUUUGCAAGUCGUUGCUGGCCCUUCUGAUGGCCUAGACUCCUCUUCUUCAGGAAACAGCUUUGUAGGCCUCCGAGUUGUAGCCAAGUGGUCUUCCAAUGGCUAUUUUUAUUCUGGGAAAAUAACACGAGAUGUUGGAGCUGGGAAAUAUAAGUUGCUUUUUGAUGAUGGCUACGAGUGUGAUGUAUUGGGCAAAGACAUUCUGUUGUGUGACCCUAUCCCACUGGAGACAGAAGUGACAGCCCUUUCGGAGGAUGAGUAUUUCAGUGCAGGAGUGGUAAAAGGACACAGAAAAGAAUCUGGGGAGUUAUACUACAGUAUCGAAAAAGAAGGCCAAAGGAAAUGGUACAAGCGAAUGGCAGUUAUCCUGUCUUUGGAACAAGGAAACAAACUGAGAGAGCAAUUCGGGCUGGGUCCAUAUGAACCAGUAACACCCCUCACUAAGGCAGCAGACAUUAGCUUAGAUAAUUUGGUGGAAGGUAAGCGGAAACGACGAAGUAACCUCAACUCUCCGGGUACCCCUACUACCUCUAGCAGCAGUGCCACCACCACACCUCCACGUAAAACCCUUGAAAGCCCCCGAGUCUCCAUGGGAUUGCUUUCUGGCAAGAGGAAACUGAUAUGCUCUGAAGAAGAACGUUCUCCUGCCAAGCGAGGCCGCAAGUCCACCACAAUAAAACCUGGUACAAUGGGAGUAGGAGAGUUUGUGAGUCCAUGUGAAAGUGGAGACCAUGCUGGAGAGCCAUUAGCUUUGGAAGACCAGAGGGGACCAUUACCGCACAACAAGACCUUGUUUUUGGGCUAUGCUUUUCUCCUCACCAUGGCCACGGCCAAUGAUAAGCUAGCCAGCCGCUCUAAACUGCCAGAUGGUCCUCCUGGGAGCAGCGAGGAAGAGGAGGAAUUUUUGGAAACUCCCCCUUACAACAAGCAGUAUACAGAGUCCCAGCUCCGAGCAGGAGCUGGCUACAUUCUUGAAGACUUCAAUGAAGCCCAGUGUAAUGUGGCCUAUCAGUGUCUUUUGAUUGCGGAUCAGCAUUGUCGAACUCGGAAGUACUUCUUGUGCCUUGCCAGUGGGAUCCCUUGCGUGUCUCAUGUCUGGGUCCAUGACAGCUGCCAUGCUAAUCAGCUCCAGAACUAUCGAAAUUACUUGUUGCCAGCUGGGUACAGUCUCCAGGAGCAGAGGAUACUGGAAUGGCAUCCCCGUGAGAAUCCCUUUCAUAAUCUGAAGGUCCUUUUAAUAUCUGACCAGCAGCAAAACUUCCUGGAACUCUGGUCUGAGAUCCUCAUGACUGGGGGAGCAGCCUCAGUGAAGCAGCAUCAUUCAAUCGCCCAGAACAAAGAUGUUGCUUUGGGGGUGUUUGAUGUUGUGGUGACAGACCCCUCAUGCCCUACUUCGGUGCUGAAGUGUGCAGAAGCAUUACAGCUGCCCGUGGUGUCACAGGAGUGGGUUAUCCAGUGCCUCAUUGCUGGGGAGAGAGUUGGAUUCAAGCAGCAUCCAAAAUAUAAACAUGAUUAUGUCGCUAACUAAAGAUGCUCAGCCCCAUCAAUUUCAUUCCCUGCUAUUGUGAAGACUGUGUUUUAACCAGGUUUUAAAUGUGUCUUGUGUGUAACUGGACUCCAUGCAUGGAUCAUUGUAUAUAGUUUUCUUUGCUGGACUUUUAUGAUAAAAUAAAUGUUGAAUCUCUUUGGUUGUAGUAA
Molecule: messenger RNA, 7229 nt
Organism: Monodelphis domestica (gray short-tailed opossum)
Lineage: Eukaryota; Metazoa; Chordata; Mammalia; Didelphimorphia; Didelphidae
Gene: TP53BP1
Product: tumor protein p53 binding protein 1
Biological process (GO): positive regulation of transcription by RNA polymerase II; DNA damage checkpoint signaling
Cellular component (GO): nucleus
Molecular function (GO): histone binding
Source: RefSeq, a predicted model, not a curated record